This is a messenger RNA of Ictidomys tridecemlineatus (thirteen-lined ground squirrel), 1862 nucleotides long. Lineage: Eukaryota; Metazoa; Chordata; Mammalia; Rodentia; Sciuridae. The record is from RefSeq and is a predicted model, not a curated record.
AGCAGCUGCUGCCAGCCCGCGGGCACCGGAGUCCUGCCCGCUGCCGCACGAGUAGCCACGGGCGCGAUCCUGGCCAGACGUCUCCUCCUCCAUGAUCACUUUGGGAGCCGGGGGAAGACUUUGCCCGGCCGUGAGAGCUGGUCUGCGUUUCCCAGGCGCGGCGGCAGAGCAGCAGCAGCAGCAGGAUCCGAAUCGGAGCGGCCACAGCCCGGGGCGUGUGCGCCCCGCGCGGAGCGGGCUCGGGUUCCCCACGGAAUGUCCCCGGGGCGCCCGGCGCGCUGACCCCGCAGCCACCUCCGCUUUUGGCGCCUGCUGCCUCCCUCGGGCAGGCUCGGUGUUCGGGACUGCGAGCUUCCCGGCUCCUGGGCAGUGGGGAAGCCCCCGGGGGCGGGUGACCUCAGCUGGCCACGACCCAGCCCUCCCCCGAGCGUAUCUCGCUUAAGAUGGCAGCGGAGUCAGGGGAACUAAUCGGGGCUUGCGAGUUCAUGAAAGAUCGAUUAUAUUUUGCUACUUUAAGGAAUAGACCAAAAAGCACAGUAAAUACCCACUAUUUCUCCAUCGAUGAGGAGCUGGUCUAUGAAAAUUUCUAUGCAGAUUUUGGGCCUCUGAACUUGGCAAUGGUGUACAGAUACUGCUGUAAACUGAACAAGAAACUAAAAUCAUACAGCUUAUCGAGAAAGAAAAUAGUGCACUACACCUGUUUUGACCAACGGAAAAGAGCAAACGCAGCAUUUUUGAUAGGUGCUUAUGCUGUGAUCUAUUUAAAGAAGACACCUGAAGAAGCCUACAGAGCACUGCUGUCUGGCUCAAAUCCCCCCUAUCUUCCAUUCAGGGAUGCUUCCUUUGGAAAUUGCACUUACAAUCUCACCAUCCUCGACUGUUUACAGGGAAUCAGAAAGGGAUUACAACAUGGAUUUUUUGACUUUGAGACAUUUGAUGUGGAGGAAUAUGAACAUUAUGAGCGAGUUGAAAAUGGUGACUUCAACUGGAUUGUUCCAGGAAAAUUUUUAGCAUUUAGUGGACCACAUCCUAAAAGCAAAAUUGAAAAUGGUUACCCUCUUCAUGCUCCUGAAGCCUACUUCCCAUAUUUCAAAAAGCAUAACGUAACUGCAGUUGUGAGGCUGAACAAAAAGAUUUAUGAGGCGAAGCGCUUCACAGACGCCGGCUUCGAGCACUAUGACCUCUUCUUCAUAGACGGCAGCACACCCAGCGACAACAUCGUGAGAAGGUUCCUGAACAUUUGUGAGAACACCGAAGGAGCGAUUGCGGUUCACUGCAAAGCUGGCCUUGGAAGGACAGGGACAUUGAUAGCCUGUUAUGUAAUGAAGCACUACAGGUUUACACACGCUGAAAUCAUCGCUUGGAUAAGAAUUUGCCGGCCAGGUUCCAUUAUUGGGCCCCAGCAGCACUUCCUGGAAGAAAAACAAGCAUCAUUGUGGGUACAAGGAGACAUUUUCCGAUCCAAACUGAAAAAUAGACCAUCCAGUGAAGGAAGUAUUAAUAAAAUUCUUUCUAGCUUGGAUGAUAUGUCUAUUAGUGGAAGCUUAUCAAAAAUACAAAACAUGGAAAGAUUUGGAGAGGUGAGUUUCCCCCAGGAAGAUUCUAUCUCAAUUAGAUUAAUUUGUAUUUGUUUUCCAGUUGAACAGGUAUGACAUAGCAGUAUCUUUUCUCUGAGAUGCUGAGAGGACCAAAUGUUUAGGUGUGGAGUUAUCCACAUGCAAGAAAGGAGCAGAGCAAAGAAACUAAUUGCCCUUGAAAAGAAAGAAAAAAAAAAAAGCUAUAAUUGAAGGAGUACAAUUAGAAAGGAGGCUAUUCAGUAUGCAGAAUAUUCAUAGGAAGGAGGUAGAAAAGCAAAGUAUUUG